This is a messenger RNA of Cajanus cajan (pigeon pea), 1660 nucleotides long. RefSeq names its product NAC domain-containing protein 37. Gene Ontology annotation, molecular function: DNA binding. The record is from RefSeq and is a predicted model, not a curated record. Gene Ontology annotation, biological process: regulation of DNA-templated transcription. Lineage: Eukaryota; Viridiplantae; Streptophyta; Magnoliopsida; Fabales; Fabaceae.
UUUUUAGCUUUUUGCUUCACUGGAGUAGUGUUAUUGUUAUCUCUUGCUUCUCUCUCUUCUAUCACACACAUACAUAUUCAUGUUUCAAUUUCAUACACACACAUAGAUUUAUAUCUUCAUGAUGGAGACGGUCAAGGGUGGAAGGUAUUAAUGGUAGUGGUGGUGGUGAAUUUGGUGCAGUUUCAUCAGUAAUUGCUAUGAUGGAGUCAUGUGUCCCACCGGGGUUUCGGUUCCACCCAACAGAUGAAGAGCUGGUUGGUUAUUAUCUCAGGAAGAAAGUUGCUUCGCAGAAGAUUGAUCUUGACGUUAUCAAAGAGAUCGACCUUUAUCGCAUUGAACCAUGGGAUCUCCAAGAGAGAUGCAGGAUUGGGUAUGAGGAGCAGAAUGAGUGGUAUUUCUUUAGCCACAAAGAUAAGAAGUAUCCAACCGGAACAAGAACCAACAGAGCCACCAUGGCAGGGUUUUGGAAGGCCACAGGAAGAGACAAAUCAGUGUACGAAAGGACCAAACUCAUUGGCAUGAGAAAGACCCUCGUUUUCUACAAAGGAAGAGCCCCUAAUGGACAAAAAACUGAUUGGAUCAUGCACGAAUAUAGGCUUGAAACUGUCGAGAAUGGACCUCCACAGGAGGAAGGAUGGGUGGUGUGCAGAGCCUUCAGGAAAAGAACCAACGGCCAAACAAAGACUAUUGAAGGAUGGGAUCGAAGCUACUUAUACGAUGAACAAGCAAGUGGUGUCAACUCUGGGGUGGACCCUAUUGACCUUAUCAUAAGGCAACAACCUCAGAGUUUUUCAGCUCAAAGUUUCCUUUACAAGCAAGAGAUGAUAGAAGCAGAAAGUUUGAGCUUCAUGCAUGCAGAUCAAUUGGUGCAACUUCCUCAGCUAGAAAGCCCUUCUUUGCCAUUAUUAAAGAAGCAAACCUCAGUGUCGACCCUUAUAUCUAACCAAGAUGAUUAUCAAAAGGGUUUAUCAUCCAACACAAAGAAAGUGACUGAUUGGAGAGAUCUUGACAAGUUCGUGGCUUCUCAGUUGAGUCAAGAAGAGAGGCACGAGAUAGAAGGGGUGUCAAGCUUUGCUACUCAUACUAGCUCAGACAUGCCAUUGCUGCUAUUGCAGAAUAGUAGGGAUAAUGAAGGGAACAAGUUAAACCCGUUUUUAAAUACAAGUUCAUCAGACUGUGACAUUGGAAUAUGCGUAUUUGAAAAAUGAAGGGAUCGAUGCAUGGGUAGGAUGAAUUUGUUGCAUUGGUAGUAACUACAUAAAUGUUUUAUGGAUCCAGCAUGUUGAGACAUAUGAUCAUAUGUAAAAUUUUAAUUUGUAAAAACAUGUGUGGAGGAGUGAGAAUUCAUAAUCCCUCUGCCCCAUCAGUGUGAGACACGAGUGAAUGUGUCGGUGUAAAUUGAGAUUCAUGCGCCCAAUAUAUGACCCCAGGACCUAAGUAGUUUAACAUUUAAAUUGUCACAAACUCAUAAUGUGCUAUAUAUGUGGCUUAAUGAGUCCUCUAGUGCUUAGCUACAGCACAAAAUAGUGAUAUUCUAUGCUCUUACUGUUAUUUCUGAUUAAAUGCUGUAUUCUUUAACUAUUGAGUAAAAGAAAACUUAUCAUGUGCCCUUUUCAUUAGGCAUGCAAGUUGGAACAUUCCGCUGCUUUGUGUCUUGAUA